CUGCGCGGCGGGGCGCGGGAGAGGUGGCUGCCGUGCGCGUCGUGGCGGCGGCGGGCGAAUGGGGGAGUCUAUGCCGCUGGGCACGCCGGUGCCGGUGGAGCAGGCGGUGCUGGAGACCUUCUUCUCGCACCUGGGCAUCUUUUCCUACGACAAGGCCAAGGACAAUGUGGAGAAGGAGCGCGAGGCGAACAAGAGCGCGGGCGCCAGCUGGCUCUCGCUGCUGGCCGGCUUGGCCCACCUGGCCGCGGCCGAGAAGGCCUAUCACAGCAUGACCUUCCUGGGCCAGAAACUAGGUGGACAGUCGUUCUUCAGCCGAAAAGACUCUAUACGAACCAUAUAUACAUCUCUGCAUAAUGAACUGAAGAAGGUGGUGGCAACGGGUCGGAAUGCAAUGGGAGGGACAGCCCCUCACCUAGAAGAACUGCUGUCUCACCUGUCUGAGCAGCUCUGCUAUUUUGUUCAGGCUCGAAUGGAAAUUGCUGAUUUCUAUGAAAAAAUGUAUAGCCUUAGCACCCAAAAGUUUAUCAACUCCGAGGAACUGGUAAACUUCUUGGAAUCCAUCCUUAAAAAAUACAGCUCAAGAUUUCAUCAUCCAAUCCUUAGUCCUCUGGAAAGUAGCUUCCACUUAGAAGCAGAUGUGCUUGCCCAUCUUUUGAAGGCUCAGGCACAGAUCUCAGAGUGGAAAUUCCUCCCAUCCUUGGUCCAUUUGCACAAUGCUCACACAAAGCUGCAGACCUGGGGACAGAUUUUCGAGAAGCAACGAGAAACCAAGAAACACCUGUUUGGCGGCCAGUCUCAGAAGGCUGUACAACCGCCACACCUUUUCCUGUGGCUUAUGAAACUCAAGAAUAUCCUCCUUGCCAAAUUUACCUUUUACUUUCAUGAGGCACUUAGUCGGCAAACAACGCCAUCUGAAAUGAAGACAUUGACUGCAAAAGCCAAUCCUGAUUAUUUUGGGAGAAUUUCCAGCUUUAUCAGGAAAUAUGAUGCUGUUAACGUUUCCUUAAUCUUUGACAACCGUGGAUCAGAGAGCUUUCAGGGACAUGGUUACCAUCAUCCCCAUUCCUACAGAGAAGCCCCCAAAGGUGUUGAUCAGUAUCCUGCAGUAGUAUCUCUGCCCAAUGACAGGCCUGUUAUGCACUGGCCCAAUGUCAUCAUGAUUAUGUCUGACAGAGCUUCUGACCUCAACAGUUUGGAAAAGGUGGUCCAUUUCUAUGAUGACAAAGUUCAAAGCACCUACUUUUUGACUCGCCCUGAACCUUAUUUUACCAUUGUAGUUAUUUUUGAAUCCAAGAAGUCUGAGAGAGACUCUCAUUUUAUCUCUUUUCUCAAUGAAACUUCCUAUUCCCUUAAGAACUCAAAAGCAUUUGCAAGUCUGAAGCCUGGAUCCAAAGGAUAAAAGGAUUUGCUAUUAAAAUUGUUUAUUGGACUGCAAGGAGACUGGCUUUUAAGGCUUCUAGAAAUGCCCGUAUGUGUAUGUUGGUCAUUUUUUUAAAAAAAUAGAAGCUAUUUUAAUAUUAAGUAUUUAAUGUUUAAUAUUAAUAUUCAGCAUUUUUGGAAUGAAUACCUUGAAUGAUAUAAAAUUGAAUUGGAAGGUGGCAAACUCCUCAAAUGUAGUGCACUAAAACUAUCAGGAUGGUGUUUUGCUCAACUGCUGUAUUUUUUUAAAGUCUAUAUAACACUUGUUUGCCUUUACCUAAAUGCACUUUAUCUGUUGCUGGUCAGUCACUUAGCAUCUGCUGGAAACAGAUUUGAAAAGGAAGCAGAUUUGAAAAGGAAUAUGGAGUGUGAAUCCCACCACCAAAAGCAAUUGCUUAUAUUAAAAGUAUUCUUUUGUCAUAUUCACUGGAAAGUGUUGGAACUUGAAGCAAAUAAUUGCAAUAAAUUAAAUGCACCAUGGAAAAAUACUUUUCUUUCUCAGCUCUGUAAAACCUUGGUCUGGAAUUCCACAACUCACAUAUAAGGCCCCAUUUCAUCAUCUUGUGGUAGUGUCUUUAUAGAUCCCUUUCUCUCUAAAUCUUCUGGUUAGUUGUUAUUGCUAUAGGAAGCUGUAUAUGCUUCUUAUUGGAUAUAUUUUUUAAAAAAUUAUAUCCAAUAUCUUUCCUUGAAAGAGCUCAAGGUGGCUAAUAGUAAAAAUAGCUUAUGGUUUGUAUCCAGUAGUGCCACCUACAUCAGCUCUGGAAGGUUUGGGGGCUCCAGAGCAGGUUCAGGGAGAGUGCCAGGGCAGAGGAAUACAUUUCAAGAGGGGACAAGAGGAAGAAGUCGUACUGUACUUGUAGAAUUCCGCUUUUACAACCUUGGAUCCAAAGUCAAAUACAACAAUUUUAACCAUCAAGCUAAUACAGAUACAUGAAAGCAUUAAAACAUCACCAGGAAGCAACAACUCUGCAGUGAAAUAAAAAUUAAUCAGCCUUGGGUCAUUUAAGGAUAUGCAAAUUUCUUAAACUUACUUUCUAAGUCAGCUAUGUACCUAACCAAGGACCUUAGCUUUUAUAGAGGUAUUGUUAACUGGUUUGUCUUUGUGGGCAUGCUGCCAUUCUUCAGCUACUAUUCCAGAACAAUGUAUUUACUCAAAAUGUGUGUGUGUUUUUCUUCUAGAAAGGAAAAGAUCCCAACAUUUGCAAAUGAUUCAGAAUGGAUCCUCAGUAUUGUCAUUUGUGUGGCAUGUGUAUCAGCACCACCCCACUUUCUGGGCGGGGGCUUGUGUGGUGUGGUUUUGGAGAUAGCUGCUUCAUGCCACUCUCUCUGACCAGUGCAAGCUGUCAGUUUGCGAACUAUUCAGAGACGUGACGUCAGCUAGUGAAGGGAGUUCAGGGAUCAGCUGUAGCUCAGGCAGACACACAGAGUUCCUCUUGUCUAACCUUUUAUAAUCAGUCAGAAUUCCACAAUACAAGGUAUUAUAUACCAAAAAACCCAAAGAAAACUUGCCAGUGCUAUCUCCAUGCACAUGCUUAGAAAUCCCACGUUUACUGGCUGGCAGAACGCAAGGGAAUGUAAGGAGGGGUGUGACUACAACCACAGAACUUUUCUCAGUUUGGGUGCAACCUGCCAUUAGUGUUGGAGGGGUGGGGGGAAGGCACUCACUUUGUAAUAACAGCAACAUGUGACGAAAGGUGUAGAGUAGACUAUCAGCUCCAAAUGCACUUAAAAAUGGAUCCAACCACAGCCAUAGCAUCUUAAAUGGCAAGUGUGUAAAAGCCCUGACUGAUGCAUGGCUUUUUUAUUGUCUUCUCUUUGGAAAGGUUAGUCAUACUUCUCUCUCGUGAAGAGAUAAUUAUACUGUGCAAGCUCUGUUGGCCACUUUGGAAUAUUUGGGUAUGGAGGGAGAUUAUAGGGACAAGUUACUUUUGCUUUUUCUUAGAAGAUGAGCCAUUUUGUAGGGUUGGAUGCUAUCUGGACCCAGUGUUUUGCCAGUUUUAAUGUCAGUAAGGCCUAGGAUGUUGCCUCUUGUCACCACCACACCCUCUGUUGUGAAGACAAAAGCAAUGCAUUCAACUUCUCUGCAAUCUCAUUUGGAUGCGAUGGAAGUACAUUCAUUCAUUUUUUGCAACGCAACAGUGCCAGGAAAAGAUAAAUGUUCCAGUAUGGGAAGAAAGCAUACCGUAUAUCUUUCAGAGAAAAUUAACAAUAAAAUAAAGACACGGUAUGACUACAGGGGGAAUUUUGUUAGUGGCACCAUGGGAUCUAUCGGUAGGCUUCUAUGACACUCCUGCAACCACAGUCCAUGCACCACCUCAAGUUGCAAAAGCCUCACUGGCUGUGGAUUUAAUUGCAUUUUCCCAAUGGUGAUAUAUUGCAGCUGAGUGCUGCAACAAUUCAAUAUCCUGAACAGAAGCCUUUUCUUGAAAGACGGUUGCGUCCUGCAGAACAAAUGAACAUCAGCUGUGCUACAUUUGUUCUUUGAAAAACUGGUUGGGAAGAUCCUUGGGGACUGGAGAAUAUAGUGUGCAGGUAUUGUUUAAGUGUUGUGAUGUCCAACUCUCUACUUGCCUUUACAGCUAUGCAUAUUACACUGAUGGCAUUAGCAAUAGCCUUUAGAACAAUAUAAAUGGAAGUUUAAAGUAAUAGACCUUGCGCUGGCAUUUAAAAUCACUGUCCAUUUUCAAAAGAGCAGUUGAAAGUACACCUGUGUACACUUUAGGUUUGGUAUAAAAAUAAAAUGGGUUUAAAAUUUAUUUUGGUUUGAGUGACUUGGGAGCUUCAUUAAAAAUAAUCACAUACUUUUAUUUACAACUUUACAACAGCAAAUGAACAAGUAACGUUUAUUACCGAAAUAACUACUUUUGGUUGCCUCACUAGGUGCAAUUCAGCUGCAUUAAUUUUAAGCACUUUGACAUUGCUUUCAAGACGAUUGCACUGACCGUCUCCAGUGCAGUUAAAUGCACAUCAGGUAUGCUCAGGGCUUUUUGUCAGCUGGAACUCUUCUGCA
Messenger RNA from Zootoca vivipara (common lizard), 4429 nucleotides. RefSeq names its product KICSTOR subunit 2 (gene KICS2). NCBI's taxonomy places the organism in Eukaryota, Metazoa, Chordata, Lepidosauria, Squamata, Lacertidae. Gene Ontology annotation, cellular component: KICSTOR complex. The record is from RefSeq and is a predicted model, not a curated record. Gene Ontology annotation, biological process: cellular response to glucose starvation; protein localization to lysosome; negative regulation of TORC1 signaling.